Molecule: messenger RNA, 1222 nt
Organism: Larimichthys crocea (large yellow croaker)
Lineage: Eukaryota; Metazoa; Chordata; Actinopteri; Sciaenidae
Gene: zcchc10
Product: zinc finger, CCHC domain containing 10
Exons: 4
Coding region: 88-576 (162 amino acids)
Molecular function (GO): zinc ion binding; nucleic acid binding
Source: RefSeq, a predicted model, not a curated record
CUGUCGACAGGGUGCACUGGUUGCAUUAAGGUUACCGGAAAUAGCUACGGGUCCGAUGCCAACGAAGAAGAAAAAGUAAAGUGCAACAUGGCGACUCCCAUGCAUAGAAUAAUAGCCAGGAGGCAAGCGGAGGCAAACAAACAACAUGUGCGUUGCCAGAAGUGUUUGGAGAUGGGGCACUGGACCUAUGAGUGCACGGGGAAGCGGAAAUAUGUGCACAGACCGUCGAGAACGGUUGAGCUGAAAAAGAAACUCAAGGAGAAUGAAAAUAAACCCCUAAGCAUCACUGGACCAGGAAGAGAAGACUCCAGUGAGAAGAAAAUUAAAAAGAAGGCUAAAGACCCCGGCGACAGCAGCAGUGAUUCAGAUAGCUCUUCCAGUGACUCAUCGUCAGACAGCAGCGACUCCUCCAGCUCCUCUUCGGAUGACAGCGACAGCAGCAGUGACAGCGACGAUGACAGCUCUUCCUCGUCCUCCUCUUCCUCCUCCUCCUCGUCGUCCUCAGACAGCUCAGACUCAGGAAGCAGCAGCGAUUCAGAUCAAGGACCACCAAAGAAGAAGAAAAAGAAGAAGUAGAUAAACAAUAUAAUAAGUGGGUUUUCUUGUUGUCAUGUUUCCUUUUUUGUCUAAUCCAUCAUAGUAGUUUGGAUCUGGAUGGAUGGGACGCCUUUGGGGUUAUAAAUCCUACAGUUACAUACUACUCAUAUUUUUUAGGAAAAAAAUGAAGAGCAGAAAGAAAAGAUUAUUUUGGGAUGUCCAUUGUGUCAUGCGUUGUUUUCAAAACAUAUGUCUCCUUUUACUUCUGUCAUUGUUUUUAGGUGUACUGAGGAUACGCAUUUGAAAUGUCUGAGGAAACUAAUGUGCAUAUUCACGUUCAAUUUGUGACUUUUGUACUAAAGUAUAUUUUUAGUCAAAGUAAAUCUGUACAGCUCACAACCUUAAUAAAGUAACACCAUGUCUAGUAUUGACACUGACCUACAUUUACGUACGACCUACCUUUUUUUUUAAAGGAUACUGAACAAAAGUCCAUUGUUAAAUAGUGAAAUCAGAAGGUCUUGUUGCUAUGAAAUUCCAGUUGCUUGUUUCACUGUAAAAUACAUUUAGCUUGUUUUUGUUUUUAAAGACUCUUGCAUAUUUGCUAUUGUUAAAGGUUGUAUUUUGCUAAACAGACACGUUAUGACUUUACAUCUAUGAAUUUGAGAAUAAAACAGUGAUAAAUUGC